Molecule: messenger RNA, 570 nt
Organism: Hydatigera taeniaeformis
Lineage: Eukaryota; Metazoa; Platyhelminthes; Cestoda; Cyclophyllidea; Taeniidae
Source: the annotation of a GenBank genome assembly
UGGCAUUUGCAUUACAGACUUGAGUCCAAUCAACUCCUCUACAUCGGACUUCGCGAUAUUGAUGCUCCAGAGCUGAAGUUCAUAAAGGAGCUCAAUAUUCCGUACUUCACAAUGCACGACGUGAGGAGGUUGGGCAUUGGGAGUGUCAUGGAGACCACUCUCAGAACGAUAGGGCGAUUUUGUCCCAAUUGUCAAAUCCACCUCAGCUUCGACAUUGACGGCAUCGAUCCCAAGUACGCCCCCAGCACAGGCACCCCAGUGCCCGGUGGUCUGUCUCUGGAGGAGGCCAAGUACAUUUGCAAGACUCUUGGCCAAACAGCGGACUCUCCGCUUGUCGAGGUGUCCUCUGACCUGUCCAAAGUGGCAGAUGUAGAGAUUGGAGGUCUACAGGGUCUCCGCAUUCCUUCCUUCAGUCAACGUUGGCCAAUAAUUCCUUCUACUGGCCAUUUAGGUCGCCUGAAAUCGAUGGUGGUGGCCGAAGUCAACGCAUCUCUCGGCUCUGUGGAGGAAGCAAAGACCACUUUGCGUGCUGCCCUCGAGAUCAUCAAAAGUGCUUUGCUCGUGGAUUAG